This is a messenger RNA of Spodoptera littoralis (African cotton leafworm), 1191 nucleotides long. The record is from the annotation of a GenBank genome assembly. NCBI's taxonomy places the organism in Eukaryota, Metazoa, Arthropoda, Insecta, Lepidoptera, Noctuidae.
AUGUCGUCCACCGGUAGUCUGAACCAAUACAUACAACUGAUCGAGCGCAUGUAUAGAACCUCUCAGGGAAAUUUCCUGGCUCGUUUACUGUCGCUUCGUGACGAACAUGUAGGAAACAGGAACCUGCGAUCAAGUGACAUUGCCACACUCGUGGAAGGGAACUGUGUGGCUCCACUGGACGAAAUUGUAAUCAGUCAUCUGCUAUGUGUUAAGUCACUAUAUUUAAGGGAUUUUAUGGAGGCUUUCGAGCAUCAGAGUGCCUGUGUGGCCUGCGUCGUAAAACUGUUGCAAAAUCAGAAGGAAGUCAAUUGGGGCCUACCUGUAAUGUACACAGUCUGCUUGGACCUAAGACUUGUUGCACAAAAAGCUGAAGCUACUUACCUUCAAAGCAAUGGAAAGAUCCUUGAAAAGGCUGCAGAAAGCUUAUUAGCAUGCUUCAGGGUCUGUGCUGCAGACAACCGCUCAUCUGAUGCUGACACCAAGAGAUUAGGAAUGCUGACUCUGGUCAACCAACUCCUCAAAGUGUAUUUCAGGAUUAAUAAGCUACAUCUUUGCAAACCAUUGAUAAGAGCUAUUGAUUCAUCACCAUUCAAAGAUCAGUUUCCAUUGGCGCAGCAAAUCACCUACAGAUACUUUGUAGGUCGCAAAGCUAUGUUCGAUUCAGAUUAUAGAUCCGCUGAUGAUUAUCUGUCAUUUGCAUUCCACAAUUGUCAUAGACAAAGUAUUAAAAAUAAAAGACUCAUUCUCACCUACUUAGUACCAGUAAAAAUGCUACUAGGUUUCAUGCCAUCCAUACAGUUGCUGCAGAAAUAUGACUUAAUGCAAUUUUGGGACCUGGUAUCUGCUGUGAAGAAAGGUGAUUUGAGAGGAAUAGACCAAGUGAUGGAAGAACAUGAAAGCUUCUUUAUUAGUGCUGGUAUAUACUUAAUUGUUGAAAAAUUAAAGAUCACCGCAUAUAGAAAUUUGUUCAGAAAGGUCUAUUUAGCUGAAAAUAGUCAUCAAAUUGAAAUAGCUAGCUUUCAGGCUGCUUUACAACUGAUGGGCCAUGAUGAUGUAGAUGCUGAUGAAACUCAAUGCAUUGUUGCGAAUUUGAUUUAUGAUGGAAAAAUUAAAGGAUAUAUCUCAUAUCAACACAAGAAGGUGGUAGUAAGCAAGCAGAAUGCGUUUCCUCCUUUGUCCAGUUUAUAUUAG